This is a messenger RNA of Manacus vitellinus (golden-collared manakin), 2654 nucleotides long. RefSeq names its product gamma-aminobutyric acid type A receptor rho3 subunit (gene GABRR3). Gene Ontology annotation, cellular component: neuron projection; membrane; GABA-A receptor complex. The transcript has 9 exons. Gene Ontology annotation, biological process: monoatomic ion transmembrane transport; chemical synaptic transmission; regulation of membrane potential. Gene Ontology annotation, molecular function: GABA-A receptor activity; neurotransmitter receptor activity; extracellular ligand-gated monoatomic ion channel activity. Lineage: Eukaryota; Metazoa; Chordata; Aves; Passeriformes; Pipridae. The coding region runs from base 56 to 1453 and encodes 465 amino acids. The record is from RefSeq and is a predicted model, not a curated record.
ACAAGAAGUCAGCAAAGUGGAUUGGGUGAUCAGGUGCGUUUCUCUCUUGGAAGAGAUGGUCCUGGUCAUGAAACUUCUGUUCCUCACCUGCCUGUGGCCAACAGCAACGCUACACAGCUCUCACAGUCAGCACCACCACCUUCACCGUCGGCAGCAAUCAUCUUUCUCAAGAAAGCAUACCAGCAAACGAGAAAUUAAAAUGAGGAAACUUGACAGCACUAAAGUACGACCGCUUAAAUCUGAGCAGCUGCUUCACAUAGAGGACCAUGACUUUGCACUGCGACCUGGAUUUGGAGGGUCACCAAUACCUGUGGGCAUUGAUGUGCAGGUAGAAAGCAUUGACAGCAUAUCUGAAGUUGACAUGGACUUCACAAUGACAUUGUAUCUCAGACAUUACUGGAAGGACGAGAGACUUUCAUUUCGCAGUAACAAAAACAAGAGCAUGACCUUCGAUGGGCGACUGAUCAAAAAGAUCUGGGUACCUGAUGUGUUUUUUGUGCACUCCAAAAGAUCUUUCAUCCAUGAUACAACUGUGGAAAACAUCAUGCUCAGAGUAUACCCUGAUGGCAACGUUCUCUUCAGCCUGAGAAUAACAGUUUCUGCUAUGUGUUUCAUGGAUUUCAGUAGGUUUCCUCUGGACACUCAGAACUGUUCUUUAGAACUGGAAAGCUAUGCAUACAAUGAAGAUGAUCUGAUGUUGUACUGGAAACAUGGAAACAAGUCCCUGACCACAGAUGAGCAAAUCUCCCUCUCCCAGUUUUUCAUCGAAGAAUUCAGUGCUUCCAGUGGAUUAGCUUUUUACAGCAGUACUGGUUGGUACAAUCGACUUUUUAUCAACUUUGCCCUCCGGAGACACAUUUUCUUUUUUGUGCUACAGUCCUAUUUCCCAGCCAUGCUGAUGGUGAUGCUGUCUUGGGUUUCAUUUUGGAUUGACAGAAGAGCUGUUCCUGCCAGGGUAUCACUAGGUAUAACUACAGUGCUGACAAUGUCAACCAUCAUGACAGGAGUAAGUGCCUCAAUGCCUCAAGUGUCUUACAUAAAGGCUGUGGAUGUGUAUUUGUGGAUCAGCUUCCUUUUUGUCUUCCUGUCCGUCAUUGAAUAUGCAGCAGUGAACUAUCUUACCACGAUUGAAGAGAGAAAGCAACUCAAAAAAAGGGGCAAGGCCUCAGGAGUGUAUAUGGAUGCAGUGCAAGCCAUGGCUUUUGACGGCUGCUUUCAUGACACGGAUGACAUGGACCUGUCUGGUUUCUCAGACCCCUGUGAGGAGAAUGAGACUCGGACGAGCGAAACCAACAUCUCCAAUGAGGAACCAACUCGCCUAAAGAAAUCUCUGAAGGGAAACGUGGGCAGGAUUAUUUUACAGAACAAUCACGUCAUUGACACGUAUUCCAGGAUUAUAUUUCCCAGUGUAUAUAUUGUGUUCAACUUUCUUUACUGGGGUUUGUACAUAUGAGCAAAAAUCCUUGUAAGCGAGACGUUAUUUUGCGUAUGAGGGUAGAAUCAUACUUUGAAAACAAUGCAACAGCAGUAGAGGAAAGGGUUAGAAGUUUCCAGAACAGACUUCUGCCUCGAACCUGGGCUGGUUUGGUUAGCAGCAAAACUGCUGAUGAAAAACUUUCACGUCUGGUUCUUUUUCAGCUGGACUGUGCAGUGCUUCACUGGGGCAAUCCCAUGCAUAAGUUCCUGCUGUAGUAGCAUAGAAGCAGUUUGGUCACUAAGGGAGCCCUUUGUCACACACCUGAGCAGACAGCAGCUCCCACCUGAGGUAUUAUCCAGUCUCUAUCUACAUUAAACCAUUCCUCUUCAAUCAACCUUUCUGUUUGUUCUCCACUUGUGGUCCAUUUUUGUAGGAAUUGGCACCAAUCACCUUCAGAUAUCUCCUAUCCUUGUUUCACUUGCUGCAACCUGGGCAACCUGUGUGCACCUCAGAAGCCUCUGUCCUCAGAUGGUAACCAGGGGGGAAAAUAUGGUUAAGCAGUGGAGUAGGGACGAGGAGAAAGCAAGAAGCAAGGUUGAUGGGGCUUUGUAGGUUGUAAAUCGUCAACACCUCAAGAAAAACCCCUCACCCUUGUCAGCUGUCCAUGACUCCUCAUGGGACCUUUAUUUUGGAGAAAAUUUGCUCCCUAGUCCCUGAGGCAGCACAGGAACAAUGUCCCAAACCCAAUGUCUUACAGCCACCUCCCGGGUGGAUGAGCAGCAUCCCUGGCACAAGCUGUGCCCUUCAUGUGACACCCACACACCUCUGCCUCACACAGACCUGCUGUAAUCACCUGCUUCCUGCAGAACUGCCUGUGUGAUGAACACAGGCUUUGAGAGAGAGAGAUUUUAGAAAACUUUGUCAGGAGAACAAGCCAAACACAUCUUCAGCAGAAUCUGGUUCUGCUUUAUGUUGCACAUGAGUUUGGGGUUUUGCCCCCCCUCCUUCUCCCUUUGGCUUGAGGUUGAAUAUUAAGGUGAGGAGAAGCUGCACAUGCCUGUUUGCAGCAGUGAUCCUCAGCACAGGUCCAGGGACCUGGAACACUGAGACACACGGGAAUAAAAGGAAUCAGCUGUGCCAAAACAGACGUACGCAGGAAUCCUGUCGGUCUCAGAUGAAUCCUGCAUGGAAACAUCCUUAGGUUCAGGCUAAGGAGUUUGAAUCAAGAAUGUUCAGG